Messenger RNA from Silurus meridionalis, 3261 nucleotides. It is a transcript of the gene rab6ba, whose product is annotated as RAB6B, member RAS oncogene family a. Gene Ontology annotation, molecular function: GTPase activity; GTP binding. The transcript has 8 exons. Bases 168 to 794 code for a protein of 208 amino acids. The record is from RefSeq and is a predicted model, not a curated record. Lineage: Eukaryota; Metazoa; Chordata; Actinopteri; Siluriformes; Siluridae.
GCAGUGACUCUGCCAGGCAGUCCGGUGCAGCAUCUCCGGAGCACCGUUACUACAGAGGCAGCACUCUGAACGCCGGAGGCUGAAUCAGUGGAAACACACACAGUACACACAGUGACACGCACACACACUUAACAACAAGAAAAACAACAUCUAAAAAAAAAAAAAACAUGUCUGUGGCCAACGACUUCGGGAACCCUUUAAGGAAAUUCAAGCUGGUCUUUCUUGGAGAGCAAAGCGUUGGAAAGACAUCUCUGAUCACAAGGUUCAUGUAUGACAGCUUCGACAACACAUAUCAGGCGACGAUUGGAAUAGACUUCCUGUCAAAAACCAUGUACCUGGAGGACAGAACGGUGCGGUUGCAGUUGUGGGACACGGCAGGACAGGAGCGCUUCAGGAGCCUCAUUCCCAGCUACAUACGAGACUCCACUGUGGCUGUGGUGGUGUACGAUAUCACAAAUGUGAAUUCAUUCCAGCAAACCUCCAAAUGGAUUGAUGACGUCAGAACAGAGCGAGGAAGUGAUGUCAUUAUCAUGCUUGUUGGCAAUAAAACAGACCUGGCUGAUAAGAGGCAGAUCACGAUCGAGGAGGGUGAGCAGCGGGCGAAGGAGCUCAGCGUGAUGUUUAUCGAGACCAGUGCUAAGACAGGCUACAACGUCAAGCAGCUAUUCCGACGUGUGGCUGCUGCCCUUCCUGGAAUGGAGAGCAUGCAGGAAACAAGCAAAGAGGGUAUGAUUGACAUCAAGCUGGACAAACCACAAGAGCCAACUACCACUGAAGGUGGAUGCUCCUGUUAAUAGCCUGUGGCUAAUCCACGGCCACUUCAUGUACACCACAUGCUUGUUGUGUUGCUUUCUGUUGGUUACGUUCCAGUUGAGUUUUUCAGGUUUUUUUCGAAAUUGGAUAUUUGGCACUCAUGUCAGACCACAAGGUCACUGGUUGAACACAGUGUUAAGUCGAUUUCAGUUGUGAAAUUGUAUACUUUAUUAACAAAAUUGCCAAAAAAGUCUUAAAAAUUUGAAAGGGACAGGGGGGAAAAAGCCAAAUCCAGGAUCAUUUCUUUUGCUUUUGCUUAUUGUUUUUGUACACUCAAGAAACAUCUCUUAAAAUAAAAGAGAGAAAAAGAAAGAAAGAAAAACCAAUAGGCUUAAACCUGCUACUUGUUUGAGCAAAAUUUGUUUUAUUAGAUGGCCAGUACAGUUUGAAACAAACUCGAACAAUAUUUACUUGAUGAAAAUACAAAACAAGCAUGCAUGCAAAACCAUUUUCUUUUUCCCUGUCAUUGGUUUCGAAUUUUAUAAUCCCACUCGAUUCUGUCAGUUGGCAUAUGUGUACACGACUUUGAAUAUGUCCAUGUAAGCUCGUACUCACACAUGUGACUUUAUGCACUGUAUCAAUACUUCACAUUGUUUUAAGCUUUGUGAGUGUUUUAAUGUUCUUCAGAGAGCCAGUAUAGAAGACCCAGGCUCAGUCACUUCAACUUAGACAUUCUGAAUCUCAUCCUUGAGAAAUGUACUGUUUUAAUGUUGAUUGCCACACAGGCUUCUCUUCACAAGUUUCUCACAUGUCUUAUAUUUCAGUCACCUGACACGAGAGGAUGAUUUUUAGAAUUAAGUCUGUUCUACAAGACACAUUUGAUGUACAAAGUCUCUCCGGAUAGACUGAACAGCUGAAGAGAUCAAAACUUUGACCACUUUGACAUUCCUAAGAAAAGAACACGCAGGAACAUGUAAGCAUUUUCAUACUGAUAGUGUAGUCAUGCUUCGUUGUAAAUAACGCUUUAAGAUUGAUGAACCUGUAGUAUUCUUCUGAACACAACAUUAUGCAGAAAUUUACUGUAGAUGCUUUAUCAAUUCGCAGCGCUCGGGGGACCUCCUGCAUUGUGAGGUCAGACACAGCGCAAUAGAAUAGAUGCUUUUUAUUUCUAUCCUUAAUGCACUUUUGAAAGCAAGCUGUAAAUGUUUCAAGGUUGACGUAGAGAAUAUCUCGCCGGUCAUUAUUCACAAUUAGGACUAAAUGACUGACAUUUUUUUAAUGAGGCAAAAACUAAUGUGACUCAAGAAUUCUGAUGAAUACUCUGUCUUUUUCAAGAAGAGCAGACAAGUUGUUGCAAAUCAAAUAAUUGGGAGAUUUGGGAAUAUAGUACCAAAUAACUUCUUGUGAUAAACAAGGGUUUCCAGUGAAAUUUGCAGGAGAGAGAUUUAGAUUACCUUAUCUUCCUGCAGCAGCAAGAUGAUAUCUACUUCCUCCUACUUCUUGUCAAGAUAUGUGCUUUCUGACUGGAUUAGUCUAUCACUGUAUGCUUUCGCUCACCUGCCUGACUGUCUUGUAGGACUCCUGCUACAUGGAAGACACAAAACAAGCAUCAGUUGUGUACUGAUUCAUUACUGAGACAUAAAUCUCAGUUUUAUAAAUCUCUGUGCUAUUUUCCUGAAGUCAGUCUUUGAAAAGGCACAGCCUGGCGGUGGCCUUACGGUAGAGAGUGAAACUGAAGGUAUUUAUUUGUUGAUUGUUUUGACCAUUUUGGCACUUUGUGACAUUUGUUUACAUUUUUCCCUGUUUCUCGUUUCACCUCAUUUGUUCUUUCACCCUUGUGUAGAUAGAGUCCGACUAUAUCAUUAGGCAUGAACAGGAUGUAUAUAUAGUCUAGCCCUAAUAUGGUGUGUACCAAAACAACAGUUAAUCUGUGAUUUGUUCAUUCUUCUGUUGGCACAGUAAUACACACCAUUCCUGGCCAAAAAAAAAUCGAAAAACAACAAACAAAAAAAAAAAAACAAUGUUUGUGUGUAUGUUGGGUCCUGCUUCGAAGAUUGAGGCCAUUCCUAGUGUAAAUGUUUCAACUUAAAUCUGAUUGAUUCAGAGCUCAAUCUCCGUUCACACUGUACAGAGAUCUAGCAUGUCUGUCUGAACCAGUAAAAAUCAAUAAAAACAAUUAAAAAAAGUCUUAUUACCUACCUUGCUUCAGUUGCAUUUAAUUUUAUGAUUUGUCCAACAAAUAUGUGAUGUUAAGAUACUGUUUUGUAAAGAAUGUAUGCAUUCAUUUGUUUACACUGAUUCUUUAUGCAUGUGUCCUUUCUCUGCUUAUUAAAAAAAUCAUUUGCUCCCACAUUUUUCACAUAUACAAAGGACACGGUUUGUGAUCUGUAUUUCUGAAAACUUGUAUUAAUGCUACAAGUGUGUGUUUCAUUAUUCAGAUUUGAACCUGAAAUGGUUGUGGCUUGUCUAUCAUUAUUUAUUUAAAUAUAAUCACCCUUGAAGACAGCA